CUAUCGACUUCUUUCAUUAGCACGGCAGUUGCAGCAGAGAAGCGAGGUCCCAAAAAAUACUAUCAUCCAGGUCUUUAGCUUAAUUAUCAAAAUUUCCUUUAAUUCUAUCAACAUUUCAUUUUGGCACAAAAAUGCUCUUAAGGAGUUCAUCGAUACCGGUAUUCAAUUCAUGGGUCUCACACUCGAAGGAUUUAUCUCCGGAGCCCGAGUUACUGCACAAGAUUUCCAUACCCCGGACCAUAUCGUUUACAGUUUCGUGUUCGAGCUCCAUUUCUGCAGGGCCGAGCGACGGUUCGAGUCGUAGGAUGAUGAGGGCAGUGUCGGAGACUGAUUUGAGGGAUCUAGUAGUCCCCAAGAUAAAAACCGCAAAGACUAAUAACGUGUUCUUGAAUGGAAUAUGCGUCGAGGAAGAAGAGGCGGAGAUAAAGGAAGCUCGAUUUCAACGGUGGAGAACUGAUUCGCAUGGGUUGGAGGAAGAGAUAGGCGGUGGUGGGGGAAAGAUCUGUUGCGGCGGCGGCGGCUUUGGUGGUUCCGACAGUGACAAUAAUGAAUGGGGGUCUUGGGAUUCGAAUAACGUUAAUGAUGGUACCGAUUUGUAUUAUCGGAAAAUGAUCGGAGCUAAUCCUGGAAAUUCACUUCUCCUCGGAAAUUACGCAAGAUUUUUAAAGGAGGUACAGGGGGAUUACGUGGAAGCUGAGAAAUACUGUGCGAGGGCGAUCUUGGGAAAUACAAAUGACGGGAAUGUUCUGUCUAUGUACGCCGAUCUGAUCUGGGAAACCCACAAAGAUAAGCGGAGAGCUGAAACUUACUUUGAACAAGCCGUUAAAGCCGCCCCCGACGACAGUUUUGUGCUAGCAUCAUACGCACGAUUUCUUUGGGAUGCUGAUGAAGAAGAAGAAUUUGGGGAAAAUCCGAGUGAAAGAUUAGAGCAGAGCUUUCGCCAUGGAGCUCCUUCGAUGCCGUCACCAUUGGCUGCUGCUUCUUAAGACUCUAGCUAUGGCAUAGCUUUGUAUUUAGCUUUUUUGAGUUGUGUUAAUAUGCCAUUUGUUUCUUUUUGUUUUGUUUUCCUUUUGAUCCUUUGUAUUUAGCCUUUUAUCUACUUCUCUCAUCGUUGGAGCCCGGGCAUAUAGUGUAAAUGAGAAAAUAAGAUAGGGAAAUGGGUUUUUCAUUGAAAUC
Hibiscus syriacus is the source of this 1176-nucleotide messenger RNA. RefSeq lists its product as uncharacterized. Gene Ontology annotation, molecular function: protein binding. The coding region runs from base 132 to 986 and encodes 284 amino acids. The transcript has 3 exons. The record is from RefSeq and is a predicted model, not a curated record. Lineage: Eukaryota; Viridiplantae; Streptophyta; Magnoliopsida; Malvales; Malvaceae.